Messenger RNA from Cyclopterus lumpus (lumpfish), 1050 nucleotides. RefSeq names its product galanin receptor type 1-like. The transcript is spliced from 3 exons. NCBI's taxonomy places the organism in Eukaryota, Metazoa, Chordata, Actinopteri, Perciformes, Cyclopteridae. Gene Ontology annotation, biological process: negative regulation of adenylate cyclase activity; positive regulation of cytosolic calcium ion concentration; G protein-coupled receptor signaling pathway. Gene Ontology annotation, cellular component: membrane. Bases 1 to 1050 code for a protein of 349 amino acids. Gene Ontology annotation, molecular function: galanin receptor activity. The record is from RefSeq and is a predicted model, not a curated record.
AUGAACUUGUCGGAGUCUGUGUGGCUCUUGGAGGAGCCGUGGAACCUCAGCAGAGCGGAGGAAGAGGACCAGAAACUUUUGUUCGGCAUCGGCACGGAUAAUUUCAUCACGCUGCUGGUUUUCGGGCUCAUCUUUUCGCUCGGGGUGCUGGGCAACUCCAUGGUGAUCACCGUGCUGGCCCGGAGCAAACCGGGGAAGCCGCGGAGCACCACCAACAUAUUCAUCCUCAACCUGAGCAUCGCGGACCUGUCCUACCUGCUCUUCUGCAUCCCGUUCCAGUCCACCGUCUACAUGAUGCCGACGUGGGUCUUGGGCGCGUUCAUUUGCAAAUUCAUCCACUAUUUCUUCACCGUGUCCAUGCUGGUGAGCAUCUUCACGCUGUCGGCCAUGUCCGUGGACCGAUACAUCGCCAUCGUGCACUCCAGAAAGUCCUCCUCGAUCCGGGUGGCGAAGCACGCUUUGAUCGGGGUGGUGGUGAUUUGGAUACUCUCUCUGGCCAUGGCUGCGCCAGUCAUGUACUACCAGAACAUCUUUCACGGAGGAGAGAACCACACGUUCUGCUGGGAAGUGUGGCCCCCAAACCAGAAGAAAAUCUACGUCGUGUGCACGUUUGUGUUUGGUUAUGUCCUGCCUCUGCUGCUGAUUUCCUUCUGUUACGCAAAGGUUUUAAAUCACUUGCACAAAAAACUAAGAAAUAUGUCCAAAAAGUCGGAGGCGUCAAAGAAAAAGACUGCUCAGACCGUCCUGGUGGUGGUGGUGGUGUUCUGCCUCUCUUGGCUCCCUCAUCACGUCGUACACCUGUGGGUGGAGUUCGGGACCUUCCCGCUGAACCAGGCCUCCUUCGUGCUCCGGGUGGCCGCCCACUGCCUGGCGUACAGCAACUCAUCCGUCAACCCGGUCAUCUACGCCUUCCUGUCGGAGAACUUCAGGAAGGCGUACAAGCAGGUGUUCAAAUGCCAGAUCGGCGCCAGGGACUCCCCGCUCAACGACAUCAGGGAGAUCCGCAGCAAGGCGGACACGCCGCCCUCGACCAACUGCACCAACGUCUGA